This is a messenger RNA of Arabidopsis lyrata subsp. lyrata, 480 nucleotides long. Its product is annotated as phosphatidylinositol-3-phosphatase myotubularin-1. The transcript is spliced from 4 exons. NCBI's taxonomy places the organism in Eukaryota, Viridiplantae, Streptophyta, Magnoliopsida, Brassicales, Brassicaceae. The annotation marks the transcript as partial. The record is from RefSeq and is a predicted model, not a curated record.
AAACUUGUUGCUGCAUUCUGCUCUCAAUUACCUGGUGGUAAGGGAGAACGAAGGAAGCUUUAUAUUGCCGAUGCAAGACCUAGGAAGAAUGCAUUAGCCAAUGGAGCAAUGGGAGGUGGCUCAGAAUCACCUUCCAAUUAUUUUCAAUCUCAAAUUGUUUUCUUUGGCAUAGACAACAUACAUGCAAUGAGGGAGAGCUUUUCCCGCGUUAGAGAUUAUUUAGAUAUGCACGGUACAACAUCAUCUGAUGGGAGAUCAUCGUUCUUGAGACACGGUGGUUGGACCUGGGGAGGAGGUAAUCUUAGUAGUAUGUCUGCUUCAGUGUCUUUACUUGGAGAUAGUGGCUGGUUGAUACACAUCCAGAGCGUCUUAGCUGGUGCAGCAUGGAUAGCUGCACGUGUUGCUAUGGAGUCGGCAUCAGUUCUUGUGCACUGCAGGUUAGCUACCUUGACUCACAUCGAUCACCGACCAACUGUUUAA